AUGCCAUACAAUUUUUUCAACCCUUCUAUUAUUCCAGGUCGAGUUUCCCCAUUUGCGAAACAAUUCCGUCAUCAUAUGAGUAGUCGAGGCGCUGAGACUGUAACUAUACGGCAUGAAGAUGGCACUACAGAAACACAGUUGAUGCUUCGCCCUGAAGACGAACCUGCCACGACAACAGUUGAUUUGGGCCCGGCAAAAGAUAUCCAACAUACCGACGACUACACUAAACCCGCACAAGCAAGCCCAGUUCAAAAGGAUAAGAAGAAACUGCAAUUCCAUAUGGCCAACAAAAUUCAGAUCAUUCCAAAUAAUCGACAGGGUCAACUCAAUACCGGAUAUCUAGGCACAAUUGGUGGUGUGCUGAAAAUUGCCGAAAUUAUUCUGUCUUUCGUCGCUUUCAUUUUGGCCAUAUGCGCGGAUAGAAGGUCUACAACCGCAGCAUGGACCGAACAUAUCACUUUCGAGACGAUGAUCGUUGUUUGUGUGUUACUUGCUGGCUAUGUUUGCUUUCCGCAUCUUACUAUUCGUGACGAACAAACCAGGGAGGGACUGAUCGUUGUGGAACUGCUCUUCUAUGGGAUCAACACACUAUUCUACUUUAUUUCGAUAUGGUUGAUGGUACAUUUAUCGGCCAGUUGGGGCACAGAUGGACGGGGUGCAGCUAUCAUGACGGCGAUCCUCUGUGUGGCUCUGACUGUGAUUUUUGCAAUCGAAACAUUCCUCAAACUCAAAGCAUGGCGUGGUGAAAAUGAACCAAGCGGAAAAGUGAUCACAACCGGAAAUCAACCUUCUCAGAGCUAAAUCUCGCACUGUCAGCACAGCUCACUCUAGUCAGCCCGAUUUGCACACUACUAUAAGCUAUGAAAAACGAAAAAUAAGCAAAAUUCUACGUUGAUAUUGUUCCAUUUGCUCGGAUAGGGCGCUCAAAUGCUAACAAGCCCUGCCCAUCUCACUUAUGCUAGACCUCUAUGUGGGUGCGAGCUGCGCUCUGUAUAGAGUCGAGUUCAAAGCAUUUCUUUUUUGUUUUUAUCUUAUGCAUUUAUCUGUCCGACACUGUCAUGAUUGUUAUUUGAUGAACAUUAUCAUCUUAGAUUGUCAUGUUUGUGACAAAAUAUGCCGCUUGUGAUAAAAUUUUGAAAAAUCGAGGC
This is a messenger RNA of Cylicocyclus nassatus, 1148 nucleotides long. NCBI's taxonomy places the organism in Eukaryota, Metazoa, Nematoda, Chromadorea, Rhabditida, Strongylidae. The record is from the annotation of a GenBank genome assembly.